Aedes aegypti (yellow fever mosquito) is the source of this 5349-nucleotide messenger RNA. It is a transcript of the gene LanB2, whose product is annotated as laminin subunit gamma-1. The coding region runs from base 216 to 5090 and encodes 1624 amino acids. The transcript has 12 exons. Lineage: Eukaryota; Metazoa; Arthropoda; Insecta; Diptera; Culicidae. The record is from RefSeq and is a predicted model, not a curated record.
GAACUCAAGAGAGCAUGCUUUGGGAAUCAACAUUCAGUUGCACUUAAGAUUUCGUUCAGUAUUGAGGUUCGAGAGUCGUAUAAAAUUUUUUUUCAGAAAUAUAUCAAUAGGUUUGCUGCUAACACAAUGCAACUAUUUGGUGGGGGCGCAAAUUAGCUUAGCAAUCAAAGGAGCAUAAAUCAAUUCCAUCAAAACUCUGGACAAAAAUUAUCAGGAUGAAAAUGGCUAUCCAAUUGCCAAAGACGAUCAUCCACUAUUUAUCAGUACUGGCAAUACUAAGGGCAACUACGAUCACGGCAAGUGAUAAUCAACACUAUCUACCACCAUUGGAAUGUUACGAUCCAUACGGGAGACCGCAGCGCUGUAUACCCGAGUUCGAGAAUGCUGCAUAUCAGGUUGAAAUAGAGGCCACCAACACUUGUGGCGAAGAUGGUGUGACUAACUUUUGUGUGCAAACUGGAUACUCCAAUCGGAAGAGUUGCGAUGAUUGUAGAGAAAAUCAACAUGCUCCACAUUUUUUGACCGAUUUACAUGAUCCAACCAACCCUACAUGGUGGCAAUCAGAAACAAUGUUCGAAGGAAUCCAGUACCCAAAUCAAGUGAAUCUAACGCUAAAUCUUGGAAAAUCGUUUGACAUCACGUACAUUCGAAUUGUUUUUUACUCACCGCGUCCUGAAUCAUUUGCCAUUUACAAGCGAGUAACACCAAAUGGCACGUGGACUCCAUAUCAAUACUACAGUGCCACAUGCCGAGACACAUAUGGUCUUCCAGAUUCUCUUUCGGUAAUGAAGGGAGAGGAUGAAUCUCGUGCAUUAUGUACUAGCGAGUACAGUGACAUUUCACCCUUGCGAGAUGGUAAUAUAGCUUUCUCAUCGCUUGAAGGAAGACCCAGUGCAAUAAACUUUGAACACAGCCUGGAAUUACAGCAAUGGGUAACCGCCACUGAUAUUCGCAUAACGCUGGACCGCUUGAACACUUUCGGAGAUGAAGUAUUUGGCGAUGCUCAGGUGCUUCAAUCUUACUUUUAUGCUAUAGCCGAUAUUGCAGUUGGCGCCAGGUGUAAAUGUAACGGUCAUGCAAGUGAAUGUAUCACAAGUACCAGCAAUAGUGGUCAACGAGGACGAGUAUGUAAAUGCCAACAUUAUACCGAUGGGCCAGAUUGUGAAAAAUGUUUACCUUUUUAUAAUGAUGCACCAUGGGGACGAGCCACAUCGAAGAAUGUUCAUGAGUGCAAACCGUGCAACUGUAACGGAUAUUCAACGAAAUGUUUCUUCGAUCGUCAACUGUAUAAUUUGACUGGCCAUGGAGGACAUUGUAUCGAAUGUGGUGCCAAUCGUGAUGGACCGAAUUGUGAACGGUGCAAGGAGAAUUUCUAUAUGCGUGAAGAUGGCUAUUGCAUCAAUUGUGGUUGUGAUUCAACGGGAUCUAGGUCACUGCAAUGUAAUGCGGAAGGAAAAUGCCAGUGCAAACCUGGAGUAACGGGAGAAAAGUGCGAUCGCUGUGAAAAUAACUUUUACAAUUUCGGACCUCAUGGUUGUCAACCUUGUAAUUGCGACGUUAGAGGUUCCUUCGACAAUACUCCAUCAUGUGAUCCCAACACUGGAAUUUGUGCUUGCAAGGAAAAUGUAGAAGGACGUCACUGUCGCGAGUGCCGGCCGGGAUACUUCAAUUUGGAUUUGGAAAAUAAGUUUGGAUGUACUCCAUGUUUCUGUUAUGGUCAUACCAGUGAGUGCACAAGUGCUGCAGGAUACUCGAUAGUGUCUACCACUUCUAAUUUCAACAAGCAUAAAGAAAAGUGGACAGCCGCAACUGCAAGUGGAACUGCUGUAGAUAUCAAGUACAAUUCAAAAGGACAAACUAUCGGUGUCGGUGCGCAAGGAUAUGAACCGAUAUACUUCCUGGCUCCAGACCGUUUUCUCGGCGAUCAACGAGCAUCAUACAAUAAGGUUUUGAAAUUCCGACUUCAACUCGUUGGACAACCAAGACCAGAUGUGUCUACGUUUGAUGUCAUACUACAAGGAUCAAACAGUAGUAUAUCGCUGCCAAUAUUUGCACAAAAUCAACAAAUGCCUGAUGACGAGAUGAAAGAAUUUUCCUUCACGCUUCAUGAACAUCCUGAAUAUUCUUGGCAGCCAUCUAUGUCAGCUAGAGGGUUUAUGUCUAUACUGAGCAACCUCACUGCCAUUAAAAUAAGAGCUAUUUACUCCGACUAUGGCGAAGCAUUUUUGGAUGAUGUUGAAUUGCAAACUGCACAUCGAGGAGCAGCUGGGCGGCCAGCAACUUGGAUUGAACAAUGCACAUGUCCAGAAGGCUAUUUGGGUCAAUUUUGCGAAUCAUGUGCGCCAGGUUAUAGACACAACCCCGCUCUGGGUGGACCAUUUAUGCCUUGCAUACCUUGCGAUUGCAAUAAACAUGCAGAGAUAUGCGAUUCUGAAACUGGACGUUGUAUAUGCCAACAUAAUACUGCAGGUGAUACGUGCGAUCAGUGUGCAAAGGGAUAUUAUGGUAACGCUUUAGGAGGAACUCCUUAUGAUUGUAAACGUUGCCCUUGUCCAAAUAAUGGAGCAUGUAUGCAAAUGGCAGACGAAUCAGUGAUAUGCUUGGAAUGCCCAGUUGGAUACUUUGGCCCUCGAUGUGAACUAUGUUCCGAUGGCUAUUAUGGAGAUCCAACCGGUGUCCACGGUGCCAUUCGAAUGUGCCAAUCAUGCGAUUGUAAUGGCAAUGUUGAUCCAAACGCAGUCGGUAAUUGUAAUCGCACUACUGGUGAAUGCUUAAAGUGUAUUCACAAUACAGCUGGCGUCCACUGCGACCAAUGUUUACCAGGUCACUUUGGAGAUCCACUGGCAUUACCUCACGGUAACUGUGAACAAUGUAGUUGCUAUCCUAGAGGCACCGAACAAACGGACAAGGGCAUUUCCAUCUGUGAUCCCAAUAAUGGAAAUUGUCAAUGCAAGCCUAACGUAAUUGGUCGUAAUUGUAACGAGUGCAAGAAUGGUUACUGGAACAUAAUAUCUGGAAACGGUUGUGAAAAUUGCAAUUGUGAUCCAACGGGAAGCUUCAAUUCAUCAUGCGAUACAUACACUGGAGAAUGCUAUUGUAAGCCAGGAGUUGUCGGCAAAAAAUGCGACAAAUGUGCAGUAGCACAUUAUGGAUUUUCACUAGAAGGAUGUAACUCUUGUGACUGUGACCCAAGCGGUUCGAAGGGUUCCCAAUGCGAUCAAUAUGGACAGUGCCCAUGUAAUGACAAUGUCGAAGGUAGACGUUGUGAUCGUUGUAAAGAGAACAAGUAUGAUCGCCAUCAAGGUUGUCUCGAUUGUCCAGCGUGCUACAACUUAGUGCAAGAAGCAGCAAACGAACACCGUCAAAAGUUGGCUAACUUGAACAAAAUUUUACAAGACAUCCAAUCCAAACCAAUUGUAAUAGAUGAUAACGAAUUUGUAUCGAAACUAAGAGCCGUUCAAGAUAAAAUUGAUAUUUUAGUAGAAGAUGCAAAGAGUGGUUCUGGUGGAGGAGAUAAGACACUAAAUGAGAUGUUGCAAGAUUUAGAGAAACGUUUAGAAACUGUUGAAGAUUUACUCAACAAGGCAGAUCAAUCUCAAAAAACGAUGGAUUUGAAAAUAGGCAAAGGAACCAGCAAUGCAACAAUAGCAAACACUCAAAUAAAAGAGGCUCGUAAGGAACUUGAUAACGCAAUCGACAUAUUACAAACUGAUGGAAAUGGAGCCUUAAAUAGAGCUCGAGAUAUUUCAGGCCGACUGGGUAAUCAAACCAACCAAAUUAGUGGAAUUUCUCGAGAAGCCCGACAAUACGCAGAUCAGUUUAAAAAAGAAGCCGAUGAAAAUAAAAAAGAAGCUGAAGAGGCUCUUGAUAAGGCCACUAAGGCUCAUAAUAUGGCCAAAAAUACAAUUAACUUACAGUCUAACAUAAGCGAAGAAUUCCGAACGAAUAUUUCUUCUGAAUUACAACAAGCUAAAGACAAACUUAAUACAGUGUCAAAGUUAACAGAACAAGCAUUAACAAAAGCAAAUGAAGUGUAUGAUGAUGCUCUAUCCCUUUUCGUGGCAGUGAACAAUUUAUCUCCUCCCAGCAUUGAUAUUGACCAGAUCAAAAAAGAGUCCAACAGAUACAACAAAGAAGCAGAUAAAAUCAAUCAAGAUUUAGAUAUAACUAUAGAAGAUCACAACACUCUAUUAACCGACGUCAGCGAAAACAUAGAGCUUGCAAACACGCUACUUGAAAGAGCUGAGUCGCAGAAGGAUGAUGCGAUCAGAGCCGUCCAAGAGUUGGAAUUCGCAAGAGAAUUAGCGGAGAAAGCAGUAGCAGAAGGGGAUGGAACCCUUAAGAAAGCCAACUUUACCUACCACACACUCUCUGGGUUCAAAAAUCAAGUUGAAGAAUCGAAACAAAAAGCCGCAGAAGCCCUCAAAUCUGUGCCCAGUAUUAAAAGACAAAUAGAAAACGCUAUUGAACUGAUUGCCAAUUCAGAAGCAGCAUUGAAAAACGCCAACAUAAACGCUGCGGAAUCUCGUAGUAAUGCGCAAACCGCUCAGAAAAAAUACGCCGAAGAAGCAUCUAAGCUCGCUGACAACAUCAAAAAGAGAGCCAAUACAACGAAAAAUACUGCUCGAGAUUUGAGGCAUGAAGCCGACCAAUUGAAUGGCCGAUUAGCUAAAACUGAGAACAGUCUAUCCGAACGAGAAACGAAUAUUCGUAAGGAUUUCAACCUUACGAAAGAGGCUAAGGAAAAAGUUGGACAAGCUCAGCUCAACUCAAACGAAGCAAAAACGCAAGUCGAUAAAGCUAUGAAAGAUAUCAAGGCUAUAAUUGAUGAACUGGCUGAUUUACGCGACAUUGACGUUCAAAGUCUGGAUGCGUUAGAGGACCGUUUGAUGGCGGCUGAGAAAGAGUUGGAGGAUGCACAGCUUACAAACAAGUUACACGUGCUAAACGAGUCGAAAAACAUUCAGUCACAAAACAUCAAAAGUUAUCAACGCGAAUUAGCAGAACUGGAAACCGAAGUGGCAAAUAUCAAAAUGAUUGCAGACUCUUUACCUGAACAUUGUUACAAAAGAACACGACUCGAGCCAUAAAUAGAUCGUAUGUGACGGAACGCGAUAGCUGCCUUCUUCAUCAACAUCCGUGUUUCAUCGUCAUCAUAAAAUUCUAUGGACCGUUUGAUCAAAAUAAUGCAUUUAUAAAGCAUCGAUGUGCCAACCACGAACAAUAUAAUUUAAGACAUAUAUUUUAAAACAAUGUGUGUUUAAACGGGAAUGUCAGAAAAUACUCCGUCACUCGUAUUUAAUCAAUACUAAAAUUAUAUAUAUGGUUCUGAAAUACAAUUGUUCAAAC